GCUUCCUUUUAACUUUUCUGAGAUAUAAACAAUUACACCCCCGCUGUCUCUCUUUGCGCCCUUUUUACUUUUUCUAUUUACCGCAAAGUUAAUAAAACCAUUAACCUCAUAAUUAUAUACAUUAUUUAACCAACUUUCUGUAAACAAUAAGAUGUCAUGUUCUUUAAAUAAUAGUUUCAUCUCAUCAGAGUCAAGUUUGUUAUAGCGUAAGCCUAGCAGUCCCUGACAGUUCAGUAAACAUAUAUUUAUGCCCUUGUUCCCCUCACAUCGAUCCUAGCUUUUCUCGUCCGCUUAAAUUCACCUCCCCCGCUAUCCUCUGUUUUCCGGUUUCCCCGUGUUCUAUUUAUAGAUGUUGAUUCCGUGCGUCCUCGUGCACUAGCAGGUGUUGAUAUACGUGCUCUGUCUGAAGUUUGAUUUCUAUAGUUAUUUGAGUUUAUAUUUGGGGAUUUAUGUCGGUUUCUUCCUCGGGACUGAGAUUUACUAUCUUUAUUUGGACUUUUAUCAGGGACUGAGAAAAGACGAGUGAUGGGUUCCAACAGGAGAUGUGACACACGUGUUUUAUAUAUAAGUAUAGGUGUCGGCUCAUUAACUGCGUUUGUGGUAGGGAUUUUGAUUGGUCGUUUCGCAACAUGCCCUGAUGAAGAACCAGAAGAAAAAACAAGGCUUAUACCUGCAAGUGUUUUCUGAGAAUCUAAUAAAAGAUGGAGAUCCAUUGAUAGAGAACGAAUUAAUGGGUAGCAUCAAUACAAACAAUAUUCGCGAAAAUCUGAGAAUGCUGACAGCGUUACCACACUUGGCGGGGACAGAGCAGAAUCACAAGCUAGCCCGGGAAAUCAAACAGCACUGGGAAAAUGCCGGUCUCGAUCACGUGACAAUGACUCCGUAUCGCGUUCUUUUGUCGUAUCCAAAUAUGAGCGAUCUGAACUACGUAGAGUUAUUAGACGAAAGGAAUCAGACGAAAUAUAAGUCAGACCUGAGAGAACCGGUGUUAACACCAGAAGAAAACGUCACCGGUGUUGUUCCACCAUUUAAUGCAUACUCUGCUCCAGGAGAUAUAUAUGGUGACUUAGUGUAUGUCAAUUACGGAAGAGUUGAAGAUUACGAAUAUCUGGAGAACAAGACCAUCAACAUCAGUGGGAAAAUAGCGUUUGCUAGAUACGGGAAAAUUUUCAGGGGAGAUAAGGUUAUAGACUUUCCUUGUCUCUUACCUUUUGGUUUUGCAUAUAUCACCGCGGUAUUUACCAACAUACAAUGCAAAAAUUUCAUUUGUUUUCAGUUUAGACAGGUAUUUGAAGUAUUUCCCUCACAACAUAUUUUCGUAUUUUUUUUCUUUCCUAUUGUCUUUCUAUCACAUAAUUUUCACAGUACUACCAUGCUUAGCUUUCAUUUAAGUUUAUCAUAA
Molecule: messenger RNA, 1402 nt
Organism: Mercenaria mercenaria
Lineage: Eukaryota; Metazoa; Mollusca; Bivalvia; Venerida; Veneridae
Product: N-acetylated-alpha-linked acidic dipeptidase 2-like
Exons: 4
Coding region: 638-1402 (254 amino acids)
Molecular function (GO): carboxypeptidase activity
Source: RefSeq, a predicted model, not a curated record